Megalobrama amblycephala (Wuchang bream) is the source of this 674-nucleotide messenger RNA. Its product is annotated as perforin-1-like. The transcript has 2 exons. Lineage: Eukaryota; Metazoa; Chordata; Actinopteri; Cypriniformes; Xenocyprididae. The record is from RefSeq and is a predicted model, not a curated record. Bases 110 to 598 code for a protein of 162 amino acids.
ACUCUGCUUCUGUACUCUGUGUCCUGUCCUUGAGCAAGACUGUCUUCUGCAUCUGUGAAUACAGGUGAUAACAGAUACGCAUGGGAUUUUAACCACCUGUUAAUUACCAAUGAAAGAAUUUUGCGUUGGCGAUUACAUUAUAAAGGAGGCUAGGAUCAAAAAACAUGCACACAACACCUCAUACAAGCAAGCCAUGGCAGUCUUUUAUGAUCUUCGGCUGAUGUCUCUGGCCGUGCUGAUGCUGGCGUCUCAGCUGGACUUUGCCAGCGCUGCUGUUCGGGUGUUUGGCUUAAAUGCCAAGGGCCUCGGCGGUGAUUUAAUUGGAAGACCCGAUGCAUACGUCAAGGUCUGGUGUGGCUCUACUUAUGGAGGGGAGACAGAACAUCACAACAGUAACGCUAACCCUACAUGGUCUAAAGAGUUCAACUUCCCAAACUGCAGUACGAAUGAUAAUCUGAAGCUGGAGGUGUGGGACAAAGACCUAGCUUUUGAUGAUCUUUUGGGCACAUGUGGCAGACCGGUGCAAUAUGGGUCUUCCACAGUUACUUGUUAUCUGACAAAAAAAGGAACCCUGUUUUACAGUUAUGAAGCUAAUUAAAUCAGCAGUUUGUAAAGCUACUUUGAGACAUAAAUCCUGUGCCUGAUAACAAUAAAGUUGAAUAGUAUUCACUGCA